Phytophthora megakarya is the source of this 633-nucleotide messenger RNA. NCBI's taxonomy places the organism in Eukaryota, Oomycota, Peronosporomycetes, Peronosporales, Peronosporaceae. The record is from the annotation of a GenBank genome assembly.
AUGAGUGAGGUGUUUACGCAUGUUUGGGAACUUUUGAAUAGUCGUCAGAGAGCCACUUUGGGAACACGACCUAAGCAAAUGGGCAACAGGAACGAUCUAUCCAAACGGUGCAUUCGCGCCUACAUUAAGCAGGCAGACCAUAGCGUCUGGGAUGACCAUGCGGAAAGAUUGAUGUUCGCUUUGAACACCUCGUUUGACGCCACACAUUUGGAUUUCCUGUUCUACCUAGUUCAUAGUUGGGAUCCAGAACGUACUCUGAAAGCGAUGUUAGGUCCGACACCAUCAAGUGUGUCCGAAAGAACCGCCUACGGGUGGAUACGAAACGUUCAGAGAGACUAUGGUUAUACGAAGGCAUGUGCUGAGGACUUGCAGAAUCAAGCUAGACGACAUCGCUCCGAAAUCCAGACGCAAAAGUGGAAGGAGUUGUCCGAACGCCUGAAGUCAGGAUUCCAGAAAGGUGACGCUGUUUGGUUGUAUAUUCCAAAAGUGCAGACCGGACUAAUGCUGUACGAUUUCAGAGUGAACCUGAAGAUUGACAAUACCGGUCAAUCCGUGGGUUCAUAUCAGCCGUCCGAAGGCGAGAGCGUUGUUUCCCAAAAGACCGACAGUUACUGUGGAUGGGGAUGGGGAUGA